AAGUUGUAAACUGUUAGCCCAAAGAACGAUUUUGGAUGUUGUAGUUAGGGUUUUGCUACUGAUCUAAUGGAUCCAUGGCAGCAUUCAGCAACUAUCUUUAGCUAAUUGAUAUGGAGCAUCGAAAAUAUCAGACAACAUGUCUGGGUGGUGUAGUUGGUUAUCACGUUAGUCUCACACACUAAAGGUCCCCAGUUCGAACCUGGGCUCAGACACUUUAUUUUUGAUUUUUUAGACUUUCACCAAAGAGCAGCGAGAGAUAUUUGGGCCUGCCAGGCCCAGGUCAGCCAGAUAAAAAGAAUUUUUUGAUUUUUUAGACUUUCACCAAAGAACAGCGAGAGAUACUUGGGCCUGCCAGGCCCAAGUCAGCCAGCUAAAAAAAAUUCCGGAACGGGGAUUGAACCCGACGUGAAUCGAACACGCAACCUUCUGAUCUGGAGUCAGACGCGCUACCAUUGCGCCACGGAUCCGGUUGUUGAAGUAUUGCUCACUGGACUUAUUAGGACAAUUCGACACCCAGGUUGUCUAAAGUCUAAAAGCGAAGCAGAUUGGUUUUCCUCAUGAGAGGUUCAAUGGAAGCGGGAACUCUUCUCCGUGGUGCCAUUUAUUGGAGCUUCAGUUCCCAUUCCCAGCGUCAUCUUCUCCAGCGGGCUCGUCUCCGUAGAGAUGUUCUGGCUUCUUCCUCCAAUCCACAGUUGCAGAAAAGCUAUCAGGGGCCGAAGCCGAAGCGAGAUUUGGUUCCUGAUUGGGUGUCCAACAACGACGCCACCGUACGAAGCUUGCCUAUAUACGUUGGAGGUGCUUCUCUCGUCGCCGUCCUCGUUAAUCGUGCCGUUUCCGGUAUAGCCCCAGUUGCAGAUGCCAGUAGUUCGCAGUCAAGAGCCGAUCUACUGGCACUUGGGUUGGCUGUGACCAGUAUACUGUCUGGCCUGAUAUGGCUGACAAUCAAGCCAAAGUCUAUCUCUGUGGUGAAUCCGCUAGGUGUGGAAUGUCGGAUGAUAUCUUCUUCCCACUUACCUGACCCUUUAAUUGCGGAGUUGUUAUGGGCAUGGGAGUCUCUAUCGUCGGUUACAUGCUGCAGGUCUCUAGUGGUUGUGUAUGAUGGUACUUGUAUAUUGCAAAUUGGAGUUGCAGCUGAGUCUCCUGAUGGCGAAGCACUGGCUGUGGAUGCUGCCAGGUUGACUGAAGGUUCAGUUUAUCAAGGUGUUAUGAAGUCUGGUAGUCAGAGUUAUUUGGCAAACCUAUCUCUGUAUCCUGGGAGGUCAGAGCUGCCAUUUUUACCUUCCAACACACAGGCAGUGAUUUUACAGCCUCUUGGAGACAAAGGAAUUGUAAUUAUUGGAGGUGACAUGAUUAGGGGGUUCACAACUGCUGAUCAGUCGUGGAUUACUUAUCUAGGAGAAAAACUAGAUGCAACAAUUGCAAAACAUACUAUUAGUGGAACCCCCUUGACGAUCCAGGACAGAGUUUGAGAUCAACUGGUGUACUUAUUUUCCCUCCCACAUCAUUUAUAUGGCCCACAUUGGGCUCAAGGUAACUUCAGCUUGGUAUCUCUGAAUGGACUGAAGCACCUGCAUUCUGCCUAAGCAUUACCUUAGUAGCAUUAUCUCGUGAUUAUCUACGUAUUUUAGAUUAGGAUGUGGGAUAGAUGGCCCUCGAGAUGGCUAGAGGCAUACUGUUUUCUUAACAUCUUUACGAUGUUUCUGGAUAAGUCUAUGUCUUAUAGUACUUGAUGCUGAUGCCUUUAGAAUUAUGUUGCAUUGUUCUUUCAUAUUGCUGAACCGAGCCCCUUGGAGUGGCAUUUCCCUCUGCGUUUGAGAGAGAGAGAGAGUGAGAAUGAAAUAGAGCACUUUCUGGAAAAAAAGGAAUAUAUGAUCCAACUCGAUUGUAUGAGUGCUUCCAGAGUACUUGUUAGCUCAUUUUAAUAUUUGCUCAUUAUAGCUGGCAUUGUCUGUGAUAGUGCUUUAGCAGGUGUACAUACUUGGCCUGUACCAAUAUAAUAGAAAUUAUAGAUAAGUGAGACCAGUUACAGGGCUUCCUUUACUCGAAACCACUUAUCAAUCCCGUUGAAAUUGGGUGGUGUAUAGGGAAUACCGUACUUCCGUAUUAAUAGCUUUGCUUCAAACAUCUGAUCACUUUAGUGUCAUGAACUAGAAUUUGUGCCUUGUAGUUUACAUACCACGCAAAAUCAUUGAUGACAGUUCUGGUUUGGUUCUUAUCAGUUUCAGUAUUCUGUUUACAGGCUCUGGCAUUUUUUGCAGCUUCGAUCUUCUUUGGUGCCAGCGAUGCAAUACGCAAACCCUUUCUGCCUGCCCAUAUGCCACACUUCCCAUCUUCAAUUGGUGCUGCCUGUUGCUGUGGAUUAUCUGUACACACCUUAAUGCUUUUAUUAUAUGUAUGGCCGUGUCGAUCCUAUUUGUACAUACAUAAAUACAUUCUUAUCCUCUAUAUACUUGUUCAGUUGUCCGUUGUUCUUGACUUGGCUCUUUCUUGCAUGAUGCAAAUGGCGGGUUGGAAAACGUCCAAAGACCCAACCCUGACUCAACUUAAAUGCAC
Molecule: messenger RNA, 2553 nt
Organism: Linum trigynum
Lineage: Eukaryota; Viridiplantae; Streptophyta; Magnoliopsida; Malpighiales; Linaceae
Source: the annotation of a GenBank genome assembly